AAUUAAAUGAGUGUAGCAACAAAAGGUUUGAUUGAAUUUGUUAAUCCAUGUAAUAUAGAUUCUCUAUUUAGAUAAAUUACCUAAAUUUGUUAAAUAAGUUCAUUUAUAAAUGAGAGAAAUAGAAGGAAGACAACCUUUUGGUUAGGGAUUAUACCAUUGCAAUAAUUAUGAAAAUUUAAUGAAAAGACUUACUGAUACCCGAUAACAAUAUAGACAAUCAAAAGACAUAUAAACAAGAAUUUAAUUAGCAUAAUAAGAAUACUAGGCUUGGAAUAAUUAUAUUAAGGAACGUAGCUUAGAAUUGCCAGAAUAACAUAAAGUAACUGGAAAACAAUUAAAUGAAUUGAGAAGAUCAUAUGAUGUUUUUAUAGCUAAAGGAGAGAAUGGUCUUAGACCAUCUGAAUUACUCAAUCUUUUUAAUGUAAUUGCAUUAUUAUAAAUAAGGAUUAUACAAGAGUUAAUCAAUUUACAAUUCCAGUAGAUAAUUGGUGUGUAUUAUAAAUGGUUCAUUAUAGUAUGGGUUAUCCAAUGAAUAUGAAUAGAUUAUUAACAUUUGAAGAAAUUGCUACUUUAGUUUAAACAAAAGUUUUAGCCACAUAUGAAAGAUCUCUUGGUUAGGAUUUAUUAUUUAGAGAGAUUUGUUCAUAUGGUUAUUGGAAUUUAUUUGAUUAAAGUAAAGGAUAUAUGAGUAUCAAAGAGUUUAGUAACUUUGUUAAAGUAAUAUAAUUAUAAAUAUUUUAGAUAUUUAAAUUUAAUGUAGAACCAACAUUGGGAGGGAUAUUAAAAGAAUUUGGAUUUGCAGCGAAUUUGUUUUAGGGUGAAUUUGUAAAAGAAAUAGAUCCGAAAGAAGAGAUAGUGAGAUUCGAUUUCUUUAGAUAUUUAUUUUUAGAGAGAAAUUUGUGAUUAUU
Molecule: messenger RNA, 908 nt
Organism: Paramecium sonneborni
Lineage: Eukaryota; Ciliophora; Oligohymenophorea; Peniculida; Parameciidae
Source: the annotation of a GenBank genome assembly